AUGUCCCAACAAGAUUCGAUAACGGCUCGUGUUGUGCUAGUUAAUGUUUUAGAGACUGAGGCAAAAGAGUUAUCUAAAAAAAUACUUGAAAAGAAAUAUGCCGCUGCUAUCAAUAUUAUUACCUCGUUUUAUUAUACCAAAUUUGUUGAGUCCUUAGAGCAAAUACUAGUCAUUAAAACUGAAGAUUGGCAUGUUGAGGCACUUAUCAACUAUGUUAAAGAAAAUCAGACAUAUCAAGUUCCAGGAAUCAUCUCAAUUAAAAUUGAUGAAGGAAACACAAAAUAUCUGGCUUGGAUUAAACAAAUCACCUUACAAGCUGCUGCUGUUCAAAAUGAUCUCUAA
Molecule: messenger RNA, 342 nt
Organism: Ambispora gerdemannii
Lineage: Eukaryota; Fungi; Glomeromycota; Glomeromycetes; Archaeosporales; Ambisporaceae
Source: the annotation of a GenBank genome assembly